Molecule: messenger RNA, 2905 nt
Organism: Pleuronectes platessa (European plaice)
Lineage: Eukaryota; Metazoa; Chordata; Actinopteri; Pleuronectiformes; Pleuronectidae
Gene: eef2k
Product: eukaryotic elongation factor 2 kinase
Exons: 19
Coding region: 227-2464 (745 amino acids)
Biological process (GO): protein phosphorylation
Molecular function (GO): ATP binding; elongation factor-2 kinase activity; calcium ion binding
Source: RefSeq, a predicted model, not a curated record
AGAGAGCUGGUGCUACGUGCGUCGGGCUCGGGUGGCUGUGGAGGAUCCACGUCCCGAUCACAGGCUCGUUCCCUGGAUCGACGGUGGACUCUGGAGCUCCAGAACCGACCGACCGAGUGUUGUGUGGUGUGGUCUGUCCCGGGAGGAGACUUGAACCUGCAGCUACUGACGCUACUGACGCCCUGUGUUUAUAACCGAGAGACGGAAGAGCAGGACAGCAGACAUCAUGGAGGACGACGACCUGAUGUUCACCAUGGAGGAGGAGGGCAGCGCCAAGAGACCCCCCGUCCAACGAGGGGCCCCCAGCCAGCGGACAUCCUCCCUGAGCGACGCCAACGCCAGCGACGACGACGACAGCGAGAUCAUCAGCCCCAUCCUGGACGACUCCGCCGUGGAAAUCUGUCACUACUUGAAGAACCUGGUGUAUACCCGGCAGCUGUCCAACUCUCUCCCUAAGAACAGCUUCCAGUACAAGAAUGAAACAGAAACAGUGGCAGAACCUCGCUCGUACAAGGUUUUGUCUCAGAGCGCACGGGAUGCAUGGAAACAUGCAAUUGAAAAGGCCAAAGCCAUGCCCGACCCCUGGGCUCAGUUUCAUCUGGAGGAAAUUGAGACAGAACCCUGCAUUCGUUACAGGUACAAUGCCAUCACAGGGGAGUGGGCUCAGGACCAGAUCCACAUCAAGAUGGCUACUCAGCCGUUCGGGAAAGGGGCGAUGAGGGAGUGCUUCCGAACGAAAAAAUUGUCAAAUUUCUCGCAUAGCAGCAACUGGAAGUCGGCAUCGAACUACGUGGCCAAGAGCUACAUGGAGUCGGUGGAAAGAAAGGUUUACUUUGAGGACGUCAAGCUGCAGAUGGAGGCCAAACUCUGGGGGGAGGAAUACAACCGACACCGACCUCCCAAACAGGUGGACAUCAUGCAGAUGUGCGUGGUGGAGAUGACGGACCGACCAGGCAAACCUCUCUUCCACCUGGAACACUACAUUGAGGGCAAAUACAUCAAAUACAACUCCAACUCUGGCUUCGUGAGGGACGACAACAUCAGACUCACCCCGCAGGCUUUUAGUCACUUCAGCUUCGAGCGGUCGGGACACCAGCUGAUCGUGGUGGACAUCCAGGGUGUCGGGGAUCUCUACACUGACCCUCAGAUUCACACCGAGAAGGGGACGGACUUCGGAGAUGGAAAUCUAGGUGUGCGAGGCAUGGCGCUGUUCUUCCACUCCCACCUCUGUAACAGGAUCUGCAAGAGCAUGGGCCUGAUGCCCUUUGACCUUUCACCUGCGGAGAAAUCCCAGCUGGACUGCACCAACAAACUGCUCCGGUCAGCCCAGACGGUGCUGAGAGGCUGCGAGGAGCCUUGCGGUUCCCCUCGUGUUCGCACCGUGUCAGGAUCUCAGUGGAUGUCCCGCCUCUCUGAGACGUCAUCUGUAGACGACAGCACGAGUGAAGUGGACUCGGUCCCCUGCUCGCCUCUCAUCCUCUCAUCUCCGAUAGCUGCAUCUGGAACAAUGGGCAAGUCGCCUGUUGGUUUAUCUUUUACUGGAAUGAAUGAACAUGAAAGAUUCGGUAACAACAACACAGGAGAACAUAAGGAGUUGGAUAGCGGCAGUGACAGCGGAUACCCCAGCGAGAGGAGGAGUGAAGGCGAUCCGAGCGACCACGUAGACGGGGCUCAGCAUCGAUACAACAGGCAUUAUUCCGAGUCAGACGAGGACAGUGUCAGACGGCUGACAGAGGAGAAGUGGAGCUUCUACCAUUCGUCUCGUGCUCACGUCCACCGACCGUCGUGUGUUUCCACUGAGGUGGAGCGACUCAGCACUCUGCUGCAGAAAACGACCGGCCAGUCAAUUCUUGGAAAGGUCCACCUGGGGAUGGUGCGGUACCACGAAGCCGGUCGCUUCUGUGAGAAGGACGAGCAGUGGGAUCAGGACUCGGCCAUGUUCCACCUGGACAGAGCCGCCCAGUGUGGAGAGCUGGAGGCCAUCAUUGCCCUGGGCCUGUGCUAUCUGCAGCUGCCUCAUCACAUACUGCCAGACAUGGAGCUGGAGGAUAGCGCAGGAAACAGGAUGAAAGGUUUCAAGUAUCUCCUGCUGGCGGCUGAGGCUGGUGACAGAUCCGCAAUGAUUAUUGUGGCCAAAGCCUUUGACUCAGGAGUCAAUCUGUCUGCUGACAGAACGCAGGAUUGGGCAGAAGCGAUUCGCUGGUAUGAAAGUGCAUUGAACAUGACGGACUGUGACGAGGGGGGAGAGUUUGAUGGGACACAGGAUGAGCCUCGCCACCUGAUGCUGGCCAGAGCGGGAGAGAUGUUCCUAGAGGGAGGCCACAACCUCACCGCAGACCCACAGAGAGCAGGUGAUCUGUUUACAGAAGCAGCAGAAGCUGCCAUGGCCGCCAUGAAGGGCCGGUUGGCGAACCAGUAUUACAUGAAAGCUGAAGAGGCCUGGGCGCUGAUAGAGGAGGAGUAAUUGGGGAUACAGGAGAUCAUGUGUCUGACAGACAGCUAGUCUGACCCUUUACACAUUCAGGACACAACUUGGAUGGUUGCAGUUUACAUCUUUUUUUAUUACAGAGUAGUGAAUGGAUUUUUUCUAUGGAUGCCUUAAGUGUGUGUGUGUGUAUCUUCCAGGAUCAGGCUUGUAUCUCUAGGUUCCUGUCCUUCCUUCUCUCUGUUUGUUAAACCAGUAAUGCAGAUUCCUGUUUUCUCUCAUUUCCUAUGUCUGCUUCCUUCUGGCCUCUGACCAUCUGUAUGAAAGAGAUAAACUAAGAAAUACAAACAAAAUAAAACAAGGGAAUUGGUUUUACUUUCGCUGCACCCAAAUGCUAAUGAAUGCUCGGAUGAAUGCAUGUUAAAAUGUUUGCAGUAUAAAACUGUAAAAUAAAGUUUGCAUCGCUUUGUACAAUGAAAA